GAGUAUGUCAUAGACGUCGUGCGGCCGUUCUCUGGCGAGACAGAGAGGUCGAGUACCAGUAUGGAUGCAAGAGUGGAUGAUGACAAUCAGGGCUCUGUUGGCCGGCGAAUCUUUGCCCAGCUACCGGCCCAGCUUAGGCAUCGUAAGCGCCUUUAUCAGAUUAUCCCCGCCUUUGCAACAUUUGCCCUUGCCAUGAAACCGCGUUACCACAGCAACGGGAACAUCAUUGCCUGUCGAUGGAAUGUGAAGUGGCCGGAGAGCAUCACGACAGGCUCGGAAAGGCAGCAGGAAAACUCAAUCCUCAGCCGUUUCAGCCUAGUCUUCUAUGGUCAGUUGUCCGAGAGCUUCGUUAAGACAGCGCGGAGCAGUACUGCACCGAGAGACUUGCGCUUGACGGUUCUUUGCUUUGCUGGUUCUGAGAUGCAGACACUGCACCAUAUUUCUGCAUACCUGUCUGAGCCCGGAUCUCAAAACAGGUCUGAUGAGGACGACACUGUGAAGAGGAGUCCUUCUUUUAAUCAGAAGACUCUGCCGGACAAGGCGGGGCCAACCACGUCCGGGCCGAAGGCCCCACGCACCCAGAGAACAAACCGGCAAUGUCAGGCCAAUGGGCUGAUGUUGUGGUGA
Symbiodinium necroappetens is the source of this 627-nucleotide messenger RNA. NCBI's taxonomy places the organism in Eukaryota, Dinophyceae, Suessiales, Symbiodiniaceae. The record is from the annotation of a GenBank genome assembly.